AUGGCAAAUGGGUCCCAGUUUAAAGGAUUCAUAGAGCUCGUUGACGCGAUUCACGUGCAGGCUGAACUUGCACGAUACCUGGCUAUUAGCGGAAUAGCUUUACUUAUAUACGAUUGGCUCAGUACGCUGGAUAAGGAAGUUGAAUAUACAUGGAGUAGAAAGUGGACCUUUGCUCGCAUAGUCUAUCAUUUGAAUCGAGUGUUGCCUGUUUUAUUGAUCGGUACAAUUCUGAUACCUAAUGUUUUGUUUGCACCAGCACAUUUCACUGCUUCGAUUUGUUUCACCCACAACGAAACGAAAGAGUCUAAAGUUUGUUAUAGGUUUAUCAUCUGCACGACUUCAAUCAUUCGCUGUUGGGCGCUAUACGGUCGAAGGUUGUUGAUUCCUGGACUUGUAGUAACGGUUGGACACGCAACUUUCCAUGUCACGAUUAACAUUGAGAAAAUAUCGGUUUUCACGAAUCCACUCCCCGACAUUUUGCAAGGAUGUCUUGUUACAGUUCCAAACGACAUUUGGCUCGCAUAUUUUUCGGGGGUGCUAUACGAGCUCGUUGUUUUCUGCAUGAUUGUCUGGAAAGUCUGGGAUCUGGGACGUGGGCUGGGACUCACACCACUCAUGAAGCAGUUGCUCAAACACGGUGCCUCAUUUUUUGCUGUUAAUCUUGGAGUUAUGCUUUUCUCAUGUGUUGGGAGUGCCUAUCCAUCAACGAUCAUUGCGGCCAACGGUUCGGGGCUAUUAACCGCGCUAUCAAGCAUAAUGUGUAGCCGGAUUUUCUUCUCUAUGCAUGAUUUUGCGAGUGAAGAUCGGGUCCAUAUCAGUAUAGGCCCACCGCUGUCGUCCGGGCGUGGAAGUGGUAUUAUCAGCGGGCAAUUCGCGAUCCCAAUGCAGACAAUGACCAACGGGUCUGAAGUUCCAUCCGGCCUUCGAAUUAGCUUCACCGCACCAUCUCAAACCACCGGUCCAUCCAUUUCUAAAGCAAAGGGUAUGAGAAACGGGUCUGACCACUUGUCAGUAUGA
Messenger RNA from Rhizoctonia solani, 1017 nucleotides. RefSeq names its product F-box-like domain protein. The coding region runs from base 1 to 1017 and encodes 338 amino acids. The record is from RefSeq and is a predicted model, not a curated record. Lineage: Eukaryota; Fungi; Basidiomycota; Agaricomycetes; Cantharellales; Ceratobasidiaceae. The transcript is spliced from 12 exons.